This is a messenger RNA of Morone saxatilis (striped sea-bass), 5635 nucleotides long. It is a transcript of the gene col18a1a, whose product is annotated as collagen type XVIII alpha 1 chain a. The record is from RefSeq and is a predicted model, not a curated record. NCBI's taxonomy places the organism in Eukaryota, Metazoa, Chordata, Actinopteri, Moronidae. The transcript has 41 exons. The coding region runs from base 139 to 4482 and encodes 1447 amino acids.
UCUUCACUUUUCCUCUCUGCCGAGUGGAGUGUCUGUGGAGACAGAGCAGGGAAGUGUGUGUGUGUGAGGAGUGUAGUGGCUGUCUGGACAUGUCAUAGUUCACUCUGGGAGCCUGAUCAAGCGGGUGGACGUGACAUUAUGUCUAAGAUGAGGACCCAGUUUGGAAUUUUGCUUUUGUUGGCCCUGUGGGUGGUCCACUCUGAUGCUUGGUUCUGGUCCUGGACUGGUACUACAACUUUGCCCCCAACAGUGGACAAUGAAGGAUCUGGCAGUCCAGCAGGCAGUGGAGAACAACCAUCAGAGAAUCUUGCAAGAGUUGGAGCAGAGAUAAUUGAUGAAGGACAUGGGAUCCAAAAAGUUGUGCAGACUUGGGAUGAAUCCACUGAGGCUCCUCGACUAACCACUGUAACACAACCAGAGAAUAAACAUACAUCAGAAAAGGGAACAGCAAGAAUUUCGUCACGCAAACUUAAACCUGGUAAUGGCACAUCUUCACUAAAGGAAGACAAUGGAGUCUCCCUGCUACAGCUGAUUGGGGAUCCUCCUCCAAACGAGAUCACCCGGGUCUAUGGGCCCGACCUCAGUCCUGGAUAUGUUUUUGGCCCCGAUGCCAACACAGGCCAGCUGGCCCGUGCCCACCUGCCAAGCCCAUUCUACCGAGACUUUUCCCUCAUCUUCAACCUGAAACCCACCUCUAACAAGGGAGGUGUCAUCUUCUCCAUCACAGAUGCCUCACAGAAGAUCAUGUAUGUGGGUGUUAAACUGUCAGAUGUGCAGGGCGGCAAGCAGAAUGUCAUCCUGUAUUACACAGAACCCGACUCACAGCAGUCGUAUGAGGCGGCCAGGUUCCUUGUGCCCUCCAUGAGGGAUGUCUGGACUAGUUUUGCCAUCGCUGUGAGGGAUGACAAGGUGAUGUUCUACCUCAACUGUGACACAGACCCUCAGGUGAUGCGCAUUGAGAGAUCCCCGGAUGAGAUGGAGCUGGAGGCCGGUGCUGGGGUCUUUGUCGGGCAAGCUGGAGGAGCUGAUUCUGAAAAGUUUCUGGGGGUAAUCAGUGAGCUGAGGGUGGUGGGAGACCCCCGUGCUGCUGAGAGGCACUGUGAAGAAGAAGGAGAUGACUCAGAUGUGGCUUCAGGUGAAGGUAGUGGUGAUGAGGAAACCAGACCCCCAAAACCACCCGCCGAGAAACACAGAUGGACGACUACCACUCCAUCUUCCCGGCCCAUUCAGCAGCCACCACUGACCAGGAAAGAGGAGGUGUCAGUUACAAGACAAACAGGGGCAGCUGGGGCUAGAGGAGAAAAGGGUGACCGAGGGGAUAAAGGAGAGAAAGGAGACAGGGGUCCAAUUGGGCCGAAGGGAGAAUCUGGCUUUGGCUCCAGUUCACGGGGUGGAUCCCGUGGAGAGAAGGGAGAACCGGGAGAAAAGGGAGCAAAGGGUAAUGCAGGCUUUGGCUACCAAGGAACGAAGGGAGAGCCCGGCCUUCCUGGUCCUCCUGGUUCCCCCGGCCCUCCAGGGCCCGCAACUGAGUUUGCAGUCGGCGGUGAUGGCUCAGUUGCUUCCAGAGUCCCCGGACCCCGAGGGCCAGCUGGACCACCAGGUGCCCCAGGCCCCCAUGGACCACCUGGAGCUGAUGGAGAGCCAGGUGAUCCCGGUGAGGAUGGAAAAACUGGUCCUGAGGGACCUCCAGGCUUCCCAGGAACCCCAGGAGACAUUGGACCUAAAGGCGAUAAGGGAGACCGGGGAGAGGGUCAACCUGGCCCCAGGGGACCCCCAGGGCCUCCAGGACCUCCAGGACCAGGACUCAGAUCUACUUUUGUGGACAUGGAAGGCUCCGGUUUCCCUGAUUUGGAAACUAUUCGGGGACUUCCUGGCCUACCUGGUCCCCCUGGUCCCCCCGGUCCUCCUGGUCCCUCUACAGCAGGCACUGGAUCAAGUUCUGGGGCAUUUGGACCACCAGGAAAGGACGGAGCGCCUGGUCAACCUGGCUUGCCUGGUUUGCCGGGUACUGAUGGCCUCCCAGGACGUCCUGGUCUCAAUGGAGAAAAGGGUGAUGCAGGCGAGCUCGGUCUUCCAGGAGCAGUUGGAGAGAAGGGAAAUCAAGGAAACCCUGGUUUACCAGGAACACCAGGAGAGGCUGGACUGGCUGGUCUGCCUGGACCGAUGGGACCUGUUGGGCAACCUGGACCUCCCGGGCCUCCUGGACCGAGUUAUCGUGUUGGAUUUGACGACAUGGAAGGCUCUGGUGGAGUUUUCUCCAAUGGACUUCCUGGCGUCAGAGGACCAGAAGGAAGACAGGGUCCUCCUGGCUUGCCUGGACUUCCAGGGAAACCUGGUUUCCCUGGUCUACCAGGUCAGAAGGGCAAUGAAGGCUCUGUAGGAAAAGACGGACAGCCGGGAUUGGAUGGCUUCCCUGGACCUCAGGGACCAAAGGGUGACAGAGGUGACAAAGGAGAGAGGGGUGACCCAGGUCGAGAUGGAACCGGACACCCAGGUCCACCCGGCCCACCCGGCCCACCAGGACAAAUCAUCUACCAGACAUCUGGCAAUUCGGAUGGUGUCGUUGGCAGUGCCGGGCCUCAGGGAGGACCUGGUUUACCUGGUCAAGCUGGAUUCCCUGGCCCUAUUGGACCAAAGGGUGACAGAGGAGACCCCGGUCCUACAGGCUAUGGCGUGAAGGGUGAGAAAGGUGAGCCGGGCUUAGUAAUUGGACCCGAUGGAAGUCUUCUGUCUUUAGAAGGGCUAUCAGGUCUGAAGGGAGAGAGAGGACCUCCUGGACCUGUUGGACCCUCUGGCCAGUAUGGGCCUCCUGGAUUAAAGGGUGAAAUUGGAAUGCCUGGAAGACCCGGUCGCCCUGGUGUAAACGGAUACAAGGGUGAAAAAGGAGACCCAGCAGUUGGUUCUGGCUAUGGCUACCCAGGAGUCCCUGGCCAACCAGGACCACCCGGACCACCUGGACCCCCUGGGCCAGCCAUUCCCUUAGACCGCUUCAACCGCUAUGAUGACACUUUAAGGAAUUACCCAGAAAAUAAAGGGGAAAAAGGAGACCGUGGUGAUCCAGGACUUCCAGGAAUCCCAGGAACAUCCUCUAAUUUUGAUAUUUACACAUUCAAGAAUGAACUGAAGGGAGCACGUGGAGAAACAGGUGGGAAGGGAGAAAAGGGAGAGCCUGGUGGUGGUGGAUAUUAUGACCCACGUUUUGGAGGAGCACAAGGCCCACAAGGCCCAACUGGUAAACCAGGUCUGCCGGGUCCAAAGGGAGAUUCUGUAAUGGGCCCUCCUGGACCCCAGGGGCCACCAGGGCAGCCAGGGAUUGGUUACGAUGGACGUCCAGGUCCUCCUGGACCACCUGGACCUCCAGGGUCUCCCUCAUUUCCUGGAGCAUAUAGGCCCAAUAACCCUGUCAGUGUCCCUGGACCUCCUGGUCCUCCUGGUCCUCCUGGAAAUCCUGGUUCCUCCUCUGGGGUUACAGUUUUGAGAUCAUAUGACACAAUGAUUGCUACUGCCAGACGGCAGGCAGAGGGAAGCCUCAUCUACAUCAUAGACAAAGCAGACCUCUUUUUGAGAGUACGCGAUGGACUGCGGCAAGUCAUGCUUGGAGAGUACAGUCCCUUCUUCAGAGAUCUGGAGAACGAGCUGGCAGAGGCUCAGCCUCCCCCUGUGAUCCUUUACCCCCAGUCCCAGGACCAGUCCCAUAACAACGGAGCUGGUCGUUACUCCCAAGGCAGUUCUGCCAUACGUCCCAUUGAGCCUCCACCACACCCACCGGUAGACCCCAGAUACCCUGCACAGUAUGAUCCCAGAUUCCCAGACCCGAGACACACAGGUCAGACAGAUGGAAGAUUAUUAUCCACCCAGCAGACUGAGAACAGAUAUCCUGUCACUCCGCAGCGGCGACCCAACCCACCUAUACCACAGCCAGGUGGCCACGUGGAUCAUGCAUCAGGAUCAGGAUUACAUAUUAUUGCCUUGAACGCCCCUCAAACUGGUAACAUGCGAGGAAUUCGUGGGGCAGACUUCCUGUGCUUCCAGCAGGCCCGUGCUAUUGGCCUGAAGGGGACCUUCAGAGCUUUCCUGUCCUCCAAGCUUCAAGACCUCUACACCAUCGUCCGCAGGUCGGACAGAGACAGCUUCCCCAUCAUGAACCUCAAGGACCAAGUCUUGUUCGACAGCUGGGAGUCUAUCUUUGGUGAAAACGUGAGCAAAAUGAAGGAGAAUGUACCAAUCUACUCCUUUGAUGGUAGAGAUAUCCUCAGGGACAGCGCAUGGCCAGAGAAAAUGGUCUGGCAUGGAUCAACCAACAAAGGCCACCGGCAAACAGACCAAUACUGCGAAACAUGGCGGGCAGGCGACCGCGCUGUGACGGGUCUGGCAUCAUCACUACAGAGCGGCCACCUCCUGCAGCAAACCUCCAGUAGCUGCUCCGGCUCCUACAUCAUCCUCUGCAUCGAGAACGCCUUCACAUCACACUCCAAAAAAUAAAUCCCGUCCCUCACCCUUUUUUUGUUUUUGGCCCUAGUUAAACACAGUUUUAAUUCCCUGAUAACACGACUUGUGAACAUGUGGCGUCCAAUGAACUGGCCCUGUGGCUCUUUGCCUGGCAGAGACACUCCCCUCCAUAAACGCCAAAGAGAUGGGUCGAACGGAGGGGGUGUUGGUCCUUUUUCUCGGGGGCAUUGGCACAUAUUUUCUCCAAGGGGUGAAGCUAAAUGCGUUCUCAAAUUGUAUCCAUUUUUUUAAAAUUCUGUAUAUUACAUGUUUGUCCAAUGUUUUAUUUUUGUUUUUUUUUUGACGUUAUCAAUGUUUUACCUUUUGAACUGUUUAUAAUAAUGCUAUAUUCAUCCUGUUAUGUUUUUUUAUUUAGGUAUUGAUUGAUUUUUUCCAAUUUCAUUUUAGAAUUGUGGGUUAUGACGGGGUACAGCAAACUUUUAAAGACUAUUUUAAAUUUAAAGAAGAUAAUAGAUAUUUAUUUUUAAAUGAAGUUAUGUAAGGAUAAAAAAAAAGAUUUGGAAAAAAAAAGCUAAAUACCCUCAUUUAUAUUCUACACAGCACAGACCAUUUAAUUCUUUUCGAAUUAAGCUUCUGAUCAGAAACUGUGCCUUAUUACACAACCAGGACUGCUUUACAAAAUAAGCUCAUAUAGUGAAUCACUUCUUUUGUAUGCAUUAUUCUACAAAUAUGGAAAUGUUACAGUGUUUUCUUCUCAAGUGCAUUCAGAUGCUUCUACUUCACGCUAAAUUUAAAUGACCUUGUUGGACACAGACACUACUGUAAUGAAUAAUCCCACAUCCAGAAGGCAAGAUUCCUUGUAGCUGAAAUCGAGCCUUUUGAAUCUAAAAUGAUGAUUUUCCCUUUUACCACUUCAUAAAAACCUAUCAGUGAGAAAGCUGGAAAUGAUUAGUUUGCUGCUAAUCUUUGUUGGAGUGUUUGCUGUCACUGGUGUCAGGGACAGAAAAACCAGUAUGUUAAAGGAGACAGUUACAAUAGCCUUGCAUUGAAUUUCAGACUAACUUGGCCUUAGUGCUACUGAUGUCUUGACUGAACCUGUGGAUAUCCAUUUUUUAUAACACAUUGUGCUGUACUGUUUCUCCCAGGCACUGAAUAAAAGUCUUUUUCAACUACAACAAAAUGUGAU